AUGGCUCUGUUCUCUCCGAAUGAGGUUCCUGCUAGCAUCGGUGCUGAUCAAAGGCCUUCUGCUACUGGAUACGCGAAGGGGCGAAAGAAAUGGAAGUGGUGGUCAAAUAAGAGAGAGGAAGAGAACGAGGCUAUUCAGAGACAGAAGGGUGACGUGGCGAUCUCGCUGCCUGAGGCCGUGGGUGAAUCUCAACAUUUCGGAUAUGAAACACGCUAUGUCGUUGACAUCUAG
Molecule: messenger RNA, 231 nt
Organism: Penicillium waksmanii
Lineage: Eukaryota; Fungi; Ascomycota; Eurotiomycetes; Eurotiales; Aspergillaceae
Exons: 2
Coding region: 1-231 (76 amino acids)
Source: RefSeq, a predicted model, not a curated record